Daphnia carinata is the source of this 3971-nucleotide messenger RNA. RefSeq lists its product as uncharacterized. The record is from RefSeq and is a predicted model, not a curated record. NCBI's taxonomy places the organism in Eukaryota, Metazoa, Arthropoda, Branchiopoda, Diplostraca, Daphniidae. The coding region runs from base 114 to 3839 and encodes 1241 amino acids. Gene Ontology annotation, biological process: meiotic sister chromatid cohesion, centromeric; mitotic spindle assembly checkpoint signaling; protein phosphorylation. The transcript is spliced from 9 exons. Gene Ontology annotation, molecular function: protein kinase activity; ATP binding.
UGCAACAAUUUUCUAAAGGCGGUUAGGCCACCAGGACGAACAAAGUGUUUCGGGUUUAAUUCAUCCAUGGACAGAUUUUAUUUAGUUACAUCACAAAAUUGAUUUGAUCAAAAAUGGGGGAAAAUUAUGAAUGGGAGCUUAGUAAAGAAAACAUUCAACCUUUGAGGCAUGGGAGAAACAUUAGCAGUCUGGUGACAGCACUUGGAACAGUCAGUGAAGAUCACGCCAAGCAUCAGCGAAAUGAACAACGAAAGGCUAUGGAACUGGACAUCAUGGCUUAUGAUGGCCCAGAUCCUCUUGAAUUAUGGAGCAGGUAUAUCCAGUGGGUUGAGGAAAAUUAUCCACAGGGUGGCAAAGAGAGUGAUUUGCUAAUAGUGCUGGAACAAUGUCUUGAAAAGCUAAGGGAUUCUUCUCAGUAUCAGUCUGACCCCCGCUUACUUGACAUAUAUUUACGCUACCUGGAUCUCACCGAGAACAAUGCAGAGUGGUUCAGCCAGCUGUACGGUGCAGGCUACUUUCACAAGCUGUCUAGUUUCUACAUCCAUUGGGCUGAAACGCUGGAAGCCUGCUCCAAUUUUAAAGAAGGAACUCGGAUUUACAAGCUGGGUUUGCAAAAUGGUGCUGAGCCAAUCAACAAGUUGGAGGAGAGCUACAAACACUACCAGGCCAGAGUGGCUAAUGCCAUUUUUAAAAGCAUGACCAAUCCAGUACAGUCGGAUGAGAACCAUGAACCAAGCCGAAAUGCUUUCGGUGAACUUGAAACAGAUAGCAAAGCACCAACCGUUCGUUCAGGAACAAGUGUGCGCAAGUUUCAGAAUAAUCGACUUCUACCACCGUCGACGAUCGUAAAAGGCAAUAACAAACCAAUCUUUAUAUUGGAUGAUGAAAACAAUCUUGGUGGGACUCAGUCAACGCUCAUCAGCUCUAAAGUGGCCCUUCCCAUUCAAUCGGUAAUGAAGGCAGAAAAUUCCAUUAAAGCCACCAAGUGGACUGAAGCCCAUGCCGUAGUGAACGAAGUUGUGGCAUCUGUUCCAACCCAGCCCAGUUUUCAGGUGCAUUUGGAUGAUGGAGUUCCAUUGCCGUCUAGUCAGCGCAAAGCGGCUGAUGGUUUCAGUGGAGCAUUGAAAGAUAAAGCUGUGAUUCCAACCAAGUUAAAUCCCCAAACGCUCUUCGAGCGGGAGAAUCCCAAAGUACGGUUAAUGUGUGACCUGAACAAGAUGAUGGUUGGCCACAGGGAGUUUAGUUUCGAAGAAAUUCGACGUCAAUGCUAUGAGCGUUCUGGACGUUAUUCUAACAAAAAUGCACCAACGGAAACACCAGUUACACCGAUCUCUUCAACCGCACUUCUGAACAUCCGUUCUAAAGAAAAGGGCUCAAAAAAUCGAACUCCGUCAGACGUUGCGGCUGUCGUGAUCCAAAAAGCAAGAACUCCGAAAACGAUUGGACCACCACCACCAAUCAAACCCAACGAAAAAUGGCAAUGUGACAUCAACGCGAUGUACCAAGAUGGUCAGGAAUGGAGCUUUGAACAGUUACGUGCGAAAUAUUAUGCUGCUCGAGUCCCAGUGAGGUCAGUUGAACCAACACCAAUAAGCCUGCCAGAAAACCCACCUGUUGAAUUGAAAAUCGCCUCAUUGUGUUUGUCGGAGCCCACUGUUUCAGUUCCUUCGCAGAAACGUGAACCAACGACAUGCGAAGUCGCCGUUCAAACAGACUUGUUUGGAUUAGAUUAUGACAUUCAGCUGGUCCCGAGACACACAGCAGUGUCCAAAACACCGUCACCUCGUCAAGUAUCGGAACAAAACAGCGGUGUUAGUGGAGCAUCACCAACCGUCAACACCAAACAAGCCCUUUCAAGUGUCAAAAGUUGGUUCAACGCUAGCGUUCUGUUGCCAGAAACCAAAAUUGAGCCUAAACCAAUGAAAAAAGCCCUCUUCUCGAUCUUCAAAGAUCCAUCCGUAGUCGACGUUCCCGACGAAAGGAACCAUGUCCCGGCGGUGGUACCGAAACCUUUUACUGUGUUCGUCGAACCGGAGAUAAUGGAUCCCGCUCCUCUGCAAACCAAGCGAUUCGCUGUGAUGGACGAAAAUGCUCCAGCUAAUCAAGAGAAUGUCGCAUCAUCCGCUCCGUCUAUGCCGAAGAUGCGUAAGCCUCUAUCAGCAAUUGUCCCAUUGCCAUCGUGCCAAGAACCAGAAGAAGAAAAUGUUGAGGAUGAUUUCAAGGAGAACGUUCCUCCCUCUACUCAUGUUCAAGAAAUAGUCAAAAGACAAUUAAGUGGUAUUUUGGUACCUUCCGUCGAUAUACCUUGUGAUCCCGUCGGACUAGUUGAAGACGACAUGAACACAGAGGAAGAAGAACAAAGAGUGAUAGCUCCUGCUGCUCAUCCGAAUGUCAGUCGAGCUCUUUUUGCGAAUGAGGAAGAGGAACAAACUCGCCAUUACUGCGUCCCAUUGAAUGAAGACGUUGAUUUCACAGUUCCAUCUGCGAUGGCUUUUGCCAAUAACUUGCGCAUUCAAAGCACUCCCUUGAUGCACAUCCGCCAUCAACAACCUUUGGCUUCGGCAGUCACAGAUGAAGCUACAUUUAAUUUGCCUCGUGAUCGAGCUCUACAAGUUACAAACAGUGUCCCUAUUCCAGCUGCAGCAGCUUCAUCCAAGACAUUGCGUGGGUUGAGCCCAAUUGACGAAAGGUCCAGAGAGUAUUUUUCUUCUUCCGGCAGCAGCGCUGGCACCACUGGAUUGGCUCAUAGUCGAUUAAGUGUCGGUCGGAGUCUACAUUCUACUAAUGAUGUUGCUCGCAUCUUUCCACCGCAUUUUGAUCCGUUUGACAUGGAACAUCGGCAAAUGCUGAUAACCAAAGCUGCCCCACUUUAUGAGCGCAAUGGAUUCCAUUCGAUUAGCGGCCGACUACCAUGGUUGCGGAGCAAUUCAAGCGUCCAGUUGGGAGGGAAUCAGUAUAUCGUCAAACAACUAAUAGGACAAGGUGCUUAUGCAAAAGUAUACGAAGCCAUUGCAGAAGGCGGUCCAGUUGUUCUCAAGGUUCAAGAAACGGACGGCAUUUGGGAGUUUUAUAUCACGUCUGAGUUGCAGCGCCGACUGGCUGAUUCACCAACUGCUUGCUCAAUAAUGUCUGUGAGCUGUGGCUACUUCUACGAUGGGGGUAGCAUUCUGGUCAAUGAGUAUUUAAGUCACGGGACAUUACUCGAUCUCAUUAAUAGUUACAAGUUGAAGAAUACUAGUAUGCCAGAAGCACUAGUGUAUCACUUUAGCUUGGAGCUCCUUGCCAUCGUGAGCGAUCUGCACGAAUGCGGCAUCCUCCAUGCUGACAUCAAACCAGAUAACAUUCUGCUUCAGAAUCCGAUGACGGACUUCCUCCAGUUGUCGGAGAAUUGGACGGUCGAAGAUAUUUUAGCUCGAAAUAAACCUACCUUGAAACUCAUCGAUUUUGGACGGAGCAUUGAUUUGGCUCUGUAUCCAGACAAAACCGCCUUCAUGCAUUGCUUUCAAGACGACAAAUCUCCUGAAAUGAGAGACAGCAAGCCUUGGAAUUAUCAGUUGGACUAUUAUGGUCUGGCCACCACUAUUUACACCAUGCUGAUGGGUGUACACUGCAAAAUACUCUACACUGAUGCUCAAUGGAGAGUUCCCACCCUCAAACGGGGACAUAAUUUUCUGUGGCGUGAUCUAACCACAACUUUGCUCAAUGCUGCACUGGGUUCGCAACUAGAUUUGGCACAAUUCCGCCAUGCCCUUGCAGGUCAGCUUAUAACCUCGAUUAAGCCUCGUGAGUACAAUGACAAGAUGCGUGAGCUGGGACGCUAUCUCCUCCAUAAAUGCUGAGUACUUAUUUCCUACUUUUUGACAAACUGCCUUUUUUUAUACUACGAUAAUGUAUGCAUCGUUUCCCUUUCCCUCAUUCCGUGCUUGAAAUAUUUAGCGAUAUGCUCGUAAAAAUAAAUUUGCUCCAAUUUA